Molecule: messenger RNA, 1242 nt
Organism: Rotaria sp. Silwood1
Lineage: Eukaryota; Metazoa; Rotifera; Eurotatoria; Philodinida; Philodinidae
Source: the annotation of a GenBank genome assembly
AUGAAUCGAUUUUGUUCAUUAUUUUCUUUCGAUUCAUCCUUCAAUCAUCUUGAAUCACUUGUUCUUUAUGAAUGUCAAUCAGAUUUAUUUAUCUCAAUAUUGAAUAAUUUAUCUUGUUUAAUUUCAUUAACUCUUAAGAUGUUCAAAGGUUUAACAAAUUUAAAAAAUGUUUAUGAAAUAACUCUAAAACUUUCAAUGUUAAAAUAUUAUAAUGUAUUAACAGAACCUUCAAAUUUAUUAAUUUCAAUACCUAUUAAUAUUGAUCAACAAUUUAAUUUUAUUACACAUCUUGUCAUUGAAAAUCAUUGUAAUUUUAAUAAUAUUUUGACAAUUAUUUCAUAUACAUCGCAACUUUAUCGUCUAGAUUAUACAAAUAGAAACUUUAAUGAUAGAAAUAUUGAAAUAAAUUCAUCAAUUAAAUUAGCAAAUUUAAAAUAUCUUUUCAUACAUAUAUUUAAUACAAAAUUUGAUAUAUUUGAAAUGUUUCUUAGAAAAAUUGAUUCAAAAUUAAAAGUUUUUUCUUUUAUUACUCGAUAUGAAGAUAUUACUUAUCUUGAUGCUAAUCGAUGGGAAAAUCUUAUUUCAAAAUAUUUGUUUCAAUUAGAAAAAUUUUAUUUACAAUAUUUUGCAAGUUGUGAAAAAGAUUCACAAACUCAAAUUUAUCAUGGUAAACCAAAUCAAUUUAUAUCAUCAUUUUGGAUUAAACGAAAAUGGAUAUUUGAAGUUCAACGAGAUUUGACAAGUAUCAUCUACUCAGUUCGACCAUAUAAAAAACGGUGGAAUGAAUAUAUUCAAGAUGAGAUUAAAGAUGUUUCUUCAGAUCUUUCGAAAUCGACUCAUUUAAUUUUUGUGUAUAUGUGUCCAAAUGAAUGGCGGAAUAUUAUUAAUGUAUAUAUUAAACGUAUUUUAUGUGUAACACAAAUUUAUCAUUUGACCAUUUCUGUAGAAAAGAUUUUUGUUGGUGUUUUAAUUUCAAUCUUAGAUUCAUUGCCAAAACUUCAAUCAUUAAAAAUUCAUUGUUUGUCUUUUGCUGAUCCAAAAAACAUGAAUCAUAAAGAUUAUAAAAUUUUUUUCUCAACAAAAUCUAAAAGCAAAAUUACCAAAGUCUAUAUUGAGAAAAUUGAUCACACUAAAGAAUUUUAUUUUCUAAGUGCACUUUGUCCUCAUUUGAUGUAUCUUAAAGUUGACUGGAUAAACGGUCAAGAGAAUACGAUGCCAUGUCAACUUAUUUGUUUGGAAUGA